AGGGCUGCUGUGUGUCCUGCUGAGUCUCUCCAGAGCUGGAGCCUGGGACUUUCAGCCCUGUGCCCCCUGGUGCCCUCUCAACUCGGAAUGUGUCAACGCCACCGCCUGUCGCUGCAAGCCGGGGUUUGCCUCUUCAUCUACAGAGAUCUUCACUGACCCCCUGGAGAUCUGUGAAGAUGUGGACGAGUGCAGCUCCGGGCAGCAUAAGUGCCACCACUCCACCACCUGCACCAACACCUGGGGGUGGUACUGGUGCUACUGCCUCCCAGGCUGGGAGCCAAUUCCUGGGAGCAUCAAUGGCAUGUACAACAACAUCUGCAAAGAGUCUCUCCCGCUUCAUUGACAGAGUCAACAAUCUGCAAAAGAAUUUAAAGUCAGCCAUGGCCAAGGACACCAUCCAGGGGAUCAUGCAGGAGGUGGAUGAGCUGCUGGAGACCCCUGGGGACCUGGAGAACCUGCCCCCCUCACAGAAGCACUGCAUGGCCACUCACCUGCUGACAGGCCUGGAGAGUGCCCUGAGACACCUGAGCAGGGGUCUGCCUGAGGGGACAGCAACCUUCAAUUAUUCUGCAGGCACACAACUGUCCAUAAAGGUGCAGAAGCGAGGAGAUGGCAAUGUCACCUUGAGUCUGAACCAGGCAAACAUGCAGCUGAACUGGAAUCUGGCACAGAAAUCUGCUCACAGAGGCCCUUCUGUGGUGGGCUUGGUCUCCACCCCAGGGAUGGACAAGCUGCUGGCUGAGGCUCCCCUGGUCCUGGAGCCUGAGAAGCACGUGGCUCUCCAUGGGACACCCAAGGACUCGCUGCUGAGGGUCUCACAUGUCCUGCUCUCGGAUGUCAUCUCAGCCUUUUUGAGAAGCAAAAACACCCAGAACCUCAGAUCUCCAGUUACCUUCACCUUCUCCCAUCCUCUGGUGUCCUCUGAGCCAAAGCGUGAAGUGCUCUGUGUCUUUUGGGACCAUGGCCAGAAUGGAUGUGGUCACUGGGCCACUGCAGGCUGCAAGACAUUGGGCACCAGAGACGGCAGCACCACCUGCCACUGUACCCGCCUCAGCAGCCAUGCAAUCCUCAUGGCCAGCUACGAUGUGCAGACUGAUUAGAAAGACUGUCUGAGCUACAGCCUCCUUCCCCAUGGACAAUCUGAACCGCCACUGGGUCACUUUUUAGCCAUUAGGACAGGACAAAGACUCUGUGCUGUGUGUUUCAAGAAAUCCAUGGUGUUGGCCAUGUGAAGGGAUUCUUGGAGGACAUGAUCGAAAGAAAUUCAACUCCUGGAGAACCUGAAAUGUGUCCAUGCCCCACCUGGUGCUGAGCAAACUUAACAUCCAGAUACCAUCUGCAGCCCAAUUCCUCAGUUUCUCUGUUAAACAUUCUUCUACUGCCCCCCCACUUCCUAUGAGGCCUCUUCCAUGCAAAAAUUCUAGAAGCAAGAAAACCAGCCUCCCAGGAUGCUCACAUCCACAACAUUUAAAAGGAUUUGAAUGUGCUCUAAACUCUUUAACAAAAAAAGAAGA
This is a messenger RNA of Marmota monax (woodchuck), 1514 nucleotides long. Its product is annotated as adhesion G protein-coupled receptor E2-like. Gene Ontology annotation, cellular component: membrane. Bases 177 to 1100 code for a protein of 307 amino acids. The record is from RefSeq and is a predicted model, not a curated record. Lineage: Eukaryota; Metazoa; Chordata; Mammalia; Rodentia; Sciuridae. Gene Ontology annotation, molecular function: G protein-coupled receptor activity. Gene Ontology annotation, biological process: adenylate cyclase-activating G protein-coupled receptor signaling pathway. The transcript has 9 exons.